CGAAACACUUCCUUCCAGCAAUCCUCGGUUCGCCUCAAGUGUUUUAGAUGCAAACAAAACUGCAGCUAAAAGUCCAGAAUUCCUGCAAAACGAACUAAGUUAAAAUGGAAUUGCAAAUCCUUGCAAUGAGCGAGGUUCUGGAAGAGCCUCUGCAAAAGUAUUACACAAGUUUUGUGAAAAAGGAGCCAGGCGAAAAGGGUAAGAAGCGCACUUUACAGUUGAUGCUGGAACAGCUUCUGGAGUUUAUUCACAGUCGAGACGAUUUGUUUGAGAAUUGCUUCAUCCAAGUGGGAAGUAUUGCUGACGGAACGAAAGCCGAGGCUGUCGAUGAACUUGAUGUACUGAUCCCCUUGCGGAAAGAUAAACUCCGGGUUACUCCGAAUGACCCGAGUUUGACUACAUUCUCCAUCGACGAGUAUGUCAAUGGCGGCUGGAGGUGCCUUUCUCAUGAUGAAACUGUCUCGAGACUGUAUCAUUUGGUAACAGAAUACAAAGAGAAAUAUUACAAGGACGACCCUUCCUUUGCAGUCAGAAAAAAGACGGUCAUAGCUGCAGCUUUGCCGCUGAAGAUUGACUGGAUAAAAAUUGAUUUGGUGCUCUGCAUUAAAAAUCCCCUUCAGUUCUCUGACAUGAAAUGGCCUUUUCCAAAAUGGCUGAAUGGUCAGUCCAAGUGGCUGACCUGUCAACAACAAGAAUCUGUCAGACAAAUGGGGAUAGACAUGACAUGUCAUGGAAUACUCUGGAGGCCAUCCUUCUCAAGGAUCGAUGCUUAUUUAAUUGGUGUAAUUGAUAGCAAAGGUGGUUAUCGGAAGAAAGCCUUCAAAAUCUUAAAAUCUCUCAAUGGCUACGAUUGGACAGUGGAUCAAUUAUGCGAAAACUACCAGGGAAAAAGCCGACCUUUUCUUGGGUCCUUCAUGAUGAAGAUUCUCUAUUUACUUGCUAGGGAAAAGUAUCCAGAAUCUCAUCACUGGGAUACACUGGGAAGGUCAUUUUGCAACUUCUUGGACGUUUUAAACCAAUGCUGUAAUGAGAAGCGCCUGGAUCAUUAUUAUCAAAUAAACAACAACCUCUUUGAACGUGUUGCUAAUGAAACCUUCAUAUGGUUACAAAAAAAAAUUCGCAAUAUUCUGGAAAAUCCAGAAGAGGAGCUUUCCUGAACUGUUUGGAAGAAAAAAGAACAUAAAGGUUUAAUUAAAUACCAGGACAAAAGGAAUACACUAUACUUUAAUAAUCUAUUUGCUUCAAUUAACUAACUUGUUAACUAAUAGUUAGUUUGUCGUAAACUAAUAGCUUAAACUAAUUUUCUUGAAUUAAAUAUCUUGUUUGCAAUUUGUAAACCAAUGGCUGCUAGAAUUGCCUUAGGCAUUACCCCCCAUUCAUCUACAUUAAAGUAAAAGUAAACUCGCCAUAGUUUCACCAGGCCAUAGAAUUGCUACCUCAUUAAGGAGAUGGCUGGUGGUGGUUUAACAUGAGGGUCACCACACCUCAGGUGGGGGGAGAGGCUGAUGAAGAGAGUCCUUCACAGUAACCUCCACCAUUGUAGGAAUUGAAGUCAUGUUGCUGGUAUCAUUCUGCAUUGCAAACCAACUGCCCAGUCAACUGAGCUAACCAGUCCCCUUAUCUUAGUCAUAAAAUCCCUACCGUGUUGAAGCAGACCAUUCAGCCCAUCAAGUCCACACCAACCCUCCGAAGAGCGUCCCACCCAGACCCACACCCCCAUAUCCUUGUAACCCUGCAUUUCUCGUGGCUAAUCCACCUAGCCUAGGUAUCCCUGGACACCGUGGGUAAUUUAGCAUGGCCAAUCCACAUGACCUGCACAUCAUUGGACCUUGGGAGGAAACUGGGGCACCUAGAUGAAACCCAUGCAGACUCAGGGAGAGCAUGUAAACUCCACACAUACAGUCACCCAACGGUAGAAUGAAACUCGGGUCCCGGGCACUGUGAGGCAGCAGUGCCAGCCACUGACCCACCACACUGCCCCAGCUGCUUUAGUUCUGAUAAUUACUAAAGAAUACAUAAAGUCAAUAUUACAGCUAAUAAUUGGGAGAAUUUCUAUCUUUGUUAUCACCCAAACCCCAAUGUGGCCGUUUGUAAACUGUUUCUUGUGUAUUAUACAGCAGGCUGCAUUUUUCUGCAGCAUUUCAAAUCCAACAUUGGGGUUUAUUUGAGGCCUGAACCCAAACUAGUCUUCAAAGUGCUCAAAGGUAUGAUUUUACCUGAGGCGUGCUCCUCUAUUUGGACUGUUGUACUGUUCUAUUUCUUUCUCUAAGCACAAUCAACAAUUUAACAACACCAUAAUCAGAUCUUUAUCUUCAACAAGCUAAUGAUCCAAAGUUCAAUAAAAUUACUCAAUUCAG
This is a messenger RNA of Stegostoma tigrinum, 2357 nucleotides long. Its product is annotated as protein mab-21-like 3. Lineage: Eukaryota; Metazoa; Chordata; Chondrichthyes; Orectolobiformes; Stegostomatidae. The transcript has 4 exons. Bases 105 to 1157 code for a protein of 350 amino acids. The record is from RefSeq and is a predicted model, not a curated record.